AUGUCGCUCCUCUUCGAUCCGGGAUUUGUGAUCCUUCGGGAGGAUCAGAGCGUAAAGCUCUUCAAUAUCAUUCUCGUUAUGUCACAAGUUUUCGGAGGACUGGCAGUUCUUCUUGUAACCAUUUGGAUGAGCAAGUUCGAAAGUGGAUUUGCGUGGAGUGAGGAUCCAGAUAAAGAGUUCAAUUAUCAUCCGACAUUCAUGGUUAUGGGAAUGGUUUUCCUCUUCGGAGAAUCUAUUCUCGUCUACCGCGUCUUCCGGAACGAACGAAAGAAAUUCAGUAAAACUCUCCACGUCAUUCUCCAUUCAGUUGUCCUCGUCUUCAUGCUAACGGCUCUGAAGGCAGUUUUCGAUUACCAUAAUCUUCAUAAAGAUGCCUCUGGAAAUCCAGCGCCAAUUGUCAAUAUGGUAUCCCUUCAUUCAUGGAUUGGUCUCUCUGUUGUCAUUCUCUUCUGCACACAAUAUGCUAUCGGAUUUAUCACCUAUUUCUUCCCGGGAAUGCCGAUUCCAAUUCGUCAACUUGUCAUGCCAUUCCAUCAAAUGUUCGGAGUCCUUAUUUUCAUUUUUGUCUCGAUUACUGUCGCUAUGGGAAUCUCAGAACGCGCCGCCUGGAAGCAUACUUGCUGGACAAAAGAUGGUCAAAUGUGUGCUCAACAAGCAAUCUCAUCAUUUGUUGGAGUCUUUACUUUCCUCUACACUGUCUGUGUUCUUCUUCUCGUCUUGAAUCCACGUUGGAAGCGUCAACCUCUUCCAGAGGAAGAAGGACUUCAUCAUUUGACAUCGAGCCACUCAAUGACUGAUUGA
This is a messenger RNA of Caenorhabditis remanei, 801 nucleotides long. RefSeq lists its product as uncharacterized. The record is from RefSeq and is a predicted model, not a curated record. Gene Ontology annotation, molecular function: oxidoreductase activity. NCBI's taxonomy places the organism in Eukaryota, Metazoa, Nematoda, Chromadorea, Rhabditida, Rhabditidae. Bases 1 to 801 code for a protein of 266 amino acids. The transcript has 3 exons.